GCGUGUAAAUCGCAGGUUUCCUCAAGGCAAAAUAACAUUCGUUUAGAUCAGAUGACACGUCUGAAGUCGGCCAAGACAUCACCACAAAACAUGCUGAAGACAUUAUCCAUUUUACUUGGAAUAGUUUCCUUUUCUACGGCCUUUUACCUUCCAGGUUUGGCACCUGUAACUUACUGCAAGCAAAAGUCAGAAAAUUGCAAGACUGAAGUGAAGAUCUUCGUUAACAGACUCAACUCAAUUGAAACAAUUGUACCAUAUGAAUACCAUUCCUUUGACUUCUGUACCACAGAUGAAGAACAUUCUCCUGUGGAGAAUUUGGGACAAGUGGUGUUUGGAGAAAGGAUCCGACCAUCUCCUUACAAUGCAACCUACAUGAUGGAUGUGAAAUGUCAAGUGGCCUGUACAAGGACAUACCAGCCAAAACAGAAGGAGUCCUUAGCCAGACUGAAGUUUCUGAAAAAGGGAAUUUCACUCAACUAUCAGCACCACUGGAUUGUUGAUAACAUGCCGCUAACCUGGUGUUAUGAUGUAGAGCAAAAUGAGAAGUAUUGCUCUCGAGGAUUUCCCAUUGGAUGCUACGUUACUAAAAAUGGAAAGAGAAAGGAUGCCUGCGUGACUGAUCCACGUUUCAGUGAGAAGGACAGCUACUACCUUUUUAACCAUGUGGAUAUCACUAUCACCUAUCACUCUGGGGAGGGAGAGGAAUGGGGAGACCAGAAUAACCCAGGAGGUCGCAUUGUAUCUGCAAAACUUGUCCCCAAAAGUAUCAGGAAGACACAACUAGAUGCUUACGGAUGCCAGGCUAAAGCUACUGAUCCUGCUAUGUUCCUGACCGGUGGUGGUGAUAUCAGCCAACCACUAACCUUCAACUACACCUUCUCGCUAACAUGGAAACAAGACAAUACCAUUAAGUGGUCGUCAAGGUGGGAUUAUAUACUUGAGUCUAUGCCUCACACAAAUAUCCAGUGGUUCAGCAUCAUGAACUCCUUGGUGAUCGUGCUGUUCCUCUCUGGUAUGGUGGCUAUGAUUAUGCUGAGAACACUUCACAAGGACAUUGCACGUUACAACCAGAUUGAUAACUCUGAAGAUGCCCAGGAGGAGUUUGGAUGGAAGCUAGUCCAUGGAGAUGUGUUCCGACCCCCCAGAAAGGGUAUGAUGUUGGCUGUCCUCAAUGGUAGUGGUAUGCAGGUGUUCUUCAUGGUUCUCAUUACACUUGUAUUUGCAUCACUUGGGUUCCUGUCUCCAGCCAACAGAGGAGCUCUGAUGACUUGUGCCAUGGUGCUUUAUGUGUGCUUGGGAACACCAGCUGGUUAUGUUUCAGCCAGGAUUUACAAAAUGUUUGGAGGGGAGAAGUGGAAAUCAAAUGUCAUCAUCACAGCACUGUUCUGUCCAGGCAUUGUGUUUGGGGUGUUUUUCCUGAUGAACCUCAUCCUGUGGGCUAAAGGCAGCAGUGCAGCCAUCCCCUUCUCCACACUCAUUGCUCUCCUUGCCCUCUGGUUUGGUAUAUCAGUACCACUUACCUUUGUUGGAGCUUACUUUGGCUAUAAGAAGAGGGCCAUCGAACAUCCAGUAAGGACAAACCAGAUUCCACGCCAGAUCCCUGAUCAGUCUUUCUACACUCAACCUAUACCUGGUAUUAUAAUGGGUGGAGUUCUUCCCUUCGGCUGCAUCUUCAUUCAGCUCUUCUUCAUUCUCAACAGUAUAUGGUCGCAGCAGACUUACUACAUGUUCGGAUUUCUAUUCCUGGUGUUUAUUAUCCUCCUUGUCACCUGUUCAGAGGCCACCAUCUUGCUGUGUUAUUUCCAUCUCUGUGCAGAGGACUAUCACUGGUGGUGGCGAUCAUUUCUGACCAGUGGAUUCACUGCUGUUUACUUGUUUGCUUACUGCAUUCAUUAUUUUGUGUCUAAACUGGAGAUCCAUGAUACAGCCAGUACAAUGCUCUACUUUGGAUACACCUUCAUCAUGGUCUUUGCUUUCUUCUUGACUACAGGAGCCAUUGGUUUCUUUGCCUGUUUCUGGUUCACAUCCAAAAUUUACAGUGUUGUGAAGGUAGACUAGAGUCUGGAAAAAACUAUAUGACCUUGGUAUGACCUUGGUUUGAGGGUGAUCAUUAAUUGGUGUAACUGACUAAUGGAUACUCUAUGUCUUUCUCUCCAUCAUUAUUCAAUACGGGACACAUGAGAUGGAACAAGUUGGAUGUCAGGAAUUGAAAACAAUGUGCAGUCACUUCACAGGAUAAGGACACCACACACAUUUCUUUCUCCGGUGUCCUGUGCUUUGCAUUUUGGAACCUUUAUAGCUAUCGGAAUUUCAAUGUCUGAAAGGGAUAUUGGAAUUCGUUUGAUGUAAAUUCUGCUUACAAUAAGUUAAAAAAGUUUACAAGAAAUUGAUUUAAUUUGUUAAAACAGCUAUUACUGCAUAAUUGCUAAAUCAGAGGUCAAAUGUCUUAAUGAUAAGAGACAAAAGAAACAUGGAAAUUAUAGGGAUAGAAACUUGUAAUAGAAGAAAAAGGGCAUAGUUUGGCAAAUAUUUUUGUAAUUAGGCUAACUUGUCAAGUUUGCUGCCCUGGAUGAUGUUUUGAUGUUCUUUCUGUUAAGCAUCUUUGUAUAUACUUACACUGGUAAAUAUCCCAUUUCCUGUCAGCUAGAAUGGAAGAUUUUAAUUUAUCAUGAAUGGAAGAAUUUUUUUUUCAAUUUGUAUAAAUUGUUAGAUGUUAUAUGCUUGAACAAAUCUAAAUAAAUGUCUUUCUGUAUCAACUUCAAUAAGGUUUUCUUCAAACUUAAGCAGAAGUGUGUACAUUUUGUAUAGUAAGAUUGCAUGUGGCAGACUCGCUGUAAGUUGUGACUCGUGUCUAGACAAACCUACUCCUUGGUAAUGCUGUUUUAGUAUACAUACACAACAUCCUAUUGCUGGAAAUAUGUCAGAGGAGAAAAUUCAUUGGUUCUUAUGGUAUGAUAUUUACAGUAGAUUUAUUGUUUUUAAUGAAAUCCUAUUUAUUGUUAAGGCUUGAAGAAGACAUUUCAUAAAAUUAAACUAUUUUGGUGCCAUUUUAAAAAAGGCUAUAAUUCUAGGUAAUAGUUAUAUUUCUAGAUGCAUGUAUCAACAAUACGCAUGGAUUUGUGAAGGAUGUGUAUUUUAAAAUUUUGUUGCAAAAUAGUGUGGGGUUUUUUUUAGUGUAUUUCUUCCUGUGAAGAUUGGUGAGAUUGUAUUAAACAUUUAUAAUUGAUGACACGGUGAUUUUGCACACAAAUAUUAUAUCACAUUCCUCUAUGUACUGUUUAUUUGUUUUGUUUUUAUAAUAAACAUUGUUAUAUGUCAUUGAAAACUUUCUAGAUUAAAACAAGUAAUGCACUGUUCAUCUAUACUUUUAUAUACUGUCCAACGAAAGCCAUAAUGUGGAGAGAAAAAAAGGAACGAUUCCCAUGUCUGACAGAUGUACAAUUAUUUUUAAGACAUAUUUUAAUCCUUGUUGUUUUGGUUGCUGAAGACAAAUGGCUGAGAACUUACAAGUAAAAUGAAAUGGCAUUGUUACAUUUAACAAUAGUGUUUGAGUGAACACAGUUUAUCAUAUUUAAUGGGUAUGGCUGUUUUAAUUUAUAACUUUUUUACUAACAGAUUACUUUCAAUUUCUGUUACAUUUUUAUUGUGAAAAUGAAAGACUGAUUGUAAGAAAUGAAAAGUUGAAUUAAGUAGAACAUUGGGAUGUUUUAUCAGAUUGAUAUUACAGGUGUUUACAUCUUUGCACCUUAGUUAACCUUUUCCCAUCAGAUUUCUUUGUGUAUUGAGUAUUGAAAAUUUUGUGUGCCUUGAAGUUAAGUGUUGAUAUCAGGUUAAUUUUAAAAUCAUAUCUAUUACAAUUUGUAAUUGAGACUGGAAUUUCUAAACCCUGGUUUGAUAAAUAAAUUAAUCAUUUCGUUGAUGGUCAAUUAUUCAGUGUAUAUGACAUAGCUGAUGAAUGUUCCACAUGUAGAAUAAAACAAAUGUUUGCUCAGUGAUGCACUCACAUCUGUAAGAAAAAUAACCCUCAGUCUUACAUGGCUCAAAUUUGUUGGAAGAUAAUCUACAUUGUAUUCUAAACUUUGACAAUACUGUGGAUAUGAAUUCUUAGUUAUCCCCCUUUAUGGUUUAUGAAAUAUUUAUUUUUGCAACAGAGAAAGGAUAUUAAUUAGAUUCCAGUAACAAUUUUAUCCUCAUGACUCCUGUGUUUGACUUUUUUACACAUGUUGAUAUCACAGCUAAAGAAUCUAGUAAUUUUUAAACAGUAUUAAUGUUAUUGAUUUGAGUGGAACAGCCUUUCUUUCUUGUUUUGUUUGCAUGUUUAUGGAUGAUCAGUACAUUUUACCAUGUACUAAAUGUGUAGUUGCAUUUGCAUUGUUUCUCAAUUGUAAUAAGAUCUAUCUUAAUUGUCUGCUGUAGGCACAAAUUUACAUAAGUGGAGCAUAUUGAUCUGUACAUUGUAUCAAGGGGCUUAGUUUUAAACACCUCAGCAUAGGUACUAUAACUCAUUUCAAUAACAACUUCAUUCUGAGGUAGUUAUAAACUACAUACCCAGCUAACUCCAACCAGCCACAAAACGUUAUAUUUUUAAUAGCCUAAAUUAUCUUUGUUCUCUGAUGUUAUUUAUUUUAUAAUGCAAAGGCAUUUAAGGAUGGAGAAAUCAUUGUUCUAUGACAAUCUUGUGUAAUACCAACGAUAAGCAAGGUGAGUAUAAAUCGAAUAUCAGAUUCAAUUUCACAUGAAAUCAAGCAACUUAAAAACCUGUCUUAGGUCUGCAGUUUAUAUCACUAUAUAGGCAGUUUUAGUCUUGGUUACAAUUCCGUCCUAAACAUACUUCAAAUAAACAAGGAUUUGUCAACAAAUUUGAAUAGACUAUUAUUACAAUGAAAAGUAGUGUUGUCAGUAGAGUGUUGAUUAACCAGGUAUUAAUUGAAAACCCAAAGUAAGUAGAUAUAAAAAAAUGAGAGGUUAGAUCCUGAUCCUUAGAUGGCUGACUCAAAAGGCAAAUGGUGAAAGAAUGCUGUUUGAUUUCAAACUGCAGAUGGAACAUGAAAAUUUCACAUUUAAAAUGGAAGAGGAAGAGAAAUUUAGCUUCAUUUGAUAGAUUUAGCUGAAAGUUAUUCUCCUUUAUAGAAACAAUGUAUGUGUGAGUAUGGCUUGAACAUGUGCAUAUACUAGAUAUAUUUUUUGAUUAAUUGUUAACUGUAUUUGUUGGGUGUUAUGUAAACUUUGCUUUUGAAAUUAUGAGGUAUUUUGCUUUGUAAAUUUUAGAUAAUAUAUGAAAUAUUAAUCAUGGAAUAAAGAGUGUAUAAAUAUACAUAGUUUUCUUUAUGUAGUUUUAUGUUUUAUGUUUAAUAUUUCCUUGUGAUGACAGCACUGAAAUAUGUCUCAUUUUUUGUUAAUAAGCAACUAAUGAAAUAGCAAUCAUAUUUCUCUGUCAGUAGAUUUCUUUGGAAAAAGAAAAUUGUUUAAGUUACAACUAUCCCCUAUCUUCAAGGCAUAUACAUGGUAUAUAAUUUAUUCAGGAUUGAUUGAAAUGCCCUGUCUUCAGGUAUUUAGUGGAUGUAGAGGUUGUGAUAUUGUGACAGAACUUGAGAAUAUGCAUGUAUUUAUUUUUGUACACAACAGCUUGCUUUACCUCUAUGUAUUCUUUCAUAAGGAGUCAGGCACUAGCUAACAGAUUUUGUGUGCUCAAUGAAAUACUAGCUUUGGUAACUCUAAUUGAAUCUCAGUUUUGGCAACACUACAUCAUUCUCUCACCCUGAAAAAUAGGACUUUAAAAAACUUUGCUUUACCAAAUCUAUGUAUAAAUCACAAAGAUGUAUUGGUAGCCAGAAAAUUUAGCAAGUGUUUUGCUGUCUUUAUUCUAACUAAAAUACAAUACUCCAUUACAUCUACACAACUACUUACUGACCUUUUAAAUUUCCUUUAUUUAUAACCUUUUAUUAUAUAAGCUGCAGACCAGUGUUUGGUUUGCUGAUGUUUUUGUGGUAAAUGUGUUUGUAAUGUUUGUACCUGUAUUGUACAGAUCACUACCAGUUAUGCAAAACUGUAAAUAAACUGUGUAUAUCCUGUUAAAAGUCAUUUAUUUGCUUGGUACUUUAUUUAGUUUUUCUGUAUAUGAGUGAUGUGUAUGGAAUCGAAAUACAGUACAGCCUUUCAUCUUAAAGAACAUCAUAGUCUCCAUAGAACUGUACUGGUUUGUGAUUUUAAAGACUGAAUCAAUUGUUUGCAUUUUAAUAAUAAUUUAUUUUGAAAUUUUCCUUGUAGUAAAAAAUUCCAGUUACAUUUCAACUGUAAAUAGUAUAGAAAUAUUACCAAGGUAUCGAGAACAGAAAAUGCUCUCAUCUAACAUAUAACUGGGAAAUCUUGUCCCACAGAUGUAUUGCUAGCCUCAGGUGGAAUCUGCAGUACAUACAAUGUACAUAGCCAGGUGUGUAUUCAUUUUCUUAUUUGUUGAUAUUGUACAUUUCAUGCCGACAAAUUGAUCUUCUUUUAGCACUCAGUGUUAAAUCAGCUUUAAGUGGAAAAUAACUGAAUUAUAAUAUUACAAUUUUUAUAGGAUAAUUAGAAAGAAAAUAAGUUUCAACAUUACUGGUGUUUGAAGUAGUGUUAUUUCUUACUUGGUGAAUAACAUGUUAUUUCUGAGGGUUACAUGUGUGAAAUAAAUCCAUUAUUUCAUA
Molecule: messenger RNA, 6680 nt
Organism: Ylistrum balloti
Lineage: Eukaryota; Metazoa; Mollusca; Bivalvia; Pectinida; Pectinidae
Product: transmembrane 9 superfamily member 2-like
Exons: 18
Coding region: 52-2058 (668 amino acids)
Biological process (GO): protein localization to membrane
Cellular component (GO): membrane
Source: RefSeq, a predicted model, not a curated record